CUUCCCACCUCAGAGCAGCUGCAUGACUUCCUGAGAAUUCUAUUGCAGUAGCCAGAGAUAAACACUCAUUUGUGCAUAUAACGUGCAAGUCUCCAGUUUCUAUUCUUCUUCCUUCUCUGCUCUUUCCCUUCCCCCACUUUGAACCAGGGAAGCUAAACUCUGGCGGGGUUGAAGCGGCUUGAGAAGUACUAAGAAAGAGGAAGAAGAAUCGGGGUCUAUUGGCUAGCAAAUGUGCCAUGCCCUGACCUCUCUCCUCUGGAAAAGAAACAUUCCUAAAGAGCAGGAGCCCUGUGAAUGGAGUGCACCAUCCAGAGUAUCCAGACCUAUUUUUGUAGCUCUCCAUCCAGGGUUAGCUCACCAGGAGACUAGCAGGUUGGAAUUUCUGAAGAUUUGGAUCUUGCUUCAGGGAGCAAAAGGACCUUAAACUGUGAAGCUUGGAAUCAGCAGGCACCAAGCAGACAUUCCUGGAGAACAUGAAUGGAACUGAAAAUCUGACAACAUCUCUCAUUAAUAACACAUGUCAAGACACAAUUGAUGAAUUCCGAAAUCAAGUGUACUCCACUAUGUACUCUAUGAUCUCUGUUGUGGGUUUCUUUGGCAAUAGCUUUGUGCUCUAUGUCCUCAUAAAAACAUACCAUGAGAAAUCAGCCUUCCAAGUAUACAUGAUUAAUCUAGCCAUAGCAGAUCUACUCUGUGUAUGUACAUUGCCUCUCCGUGUGGUCUAUUAUGUUCACAAAGGCAAAUGGUUCUUUGGUGACUUUUUGUGCCGCCUCACCACCUAUGCCUUGUAUGUUAACCUCUAUUGUAGCAUCUUCUUUAUGACAGCCAUGAGCUUUUUCCGGUGUGUUGCAAUUGUCUUUCCAGUCCAGAACAUUAAUUUGGUUACACAGAAAAAAGCCAGGUUCCUGUGCAUUGGAAUUUGGAUUUUUGUGAUUUUGAUAAGUUCUCCCUUUUUAAUGAACAAAUCUUACCAAGAUGAGAAAAACAAUACUAAAUGCUUUGAGCCACCACAGGACAAUCAAGCUAAAAAAUACGUUUUUGUCUUGCAUUAUGUGUCAUUAUUCUUUGGUUUCAUCAUCCCUUUUGUCACCAUAAUUGUCUGUUACACAAUGAUCAUUCUGACCUUACUAAAAAAUACAAUGAAGAAAAACAUGCCAAGUCGUAGGAAGGCUAUAGGGAUGAUCAUAGUUGUGACAGCUGCCUUUUUAGUCAGCUUCAUGCCAUAUCAUAUUCAACGAACUAUCCACCUUCACCUUUUACACAGUGAAACUAGACCCUGUGAUUCUGUCCUUAGGAUGCAGAAGUCAGUGGUCAUAACCUUAUCUCUAGCUGCAUCAAAUUGUUGCUUUGAUCCUCUGCUGUAUUUCUUUUCAGGUGGAAAUUUUAGGAGAAGGCUGUCUACAUUUAGAAAGCAUUCUUUGUCCAGUAUGACUUAUAUACCCAAGAAGAAAGCUUCCUUGCCAGAAAAAGGAGAAGAAAUAUGUAAUGAAUAAUUCAAACUCAUCUCCAGUGCAGAACAAUGAAAAAUUCCCUAACAAGUAUUUUUCUAAAUAAAAAAAUUUUUUAAAGUUGCCCAUUAAUAGUUUACAAAUAAUUAUAUCUAUCUCAUUUAUAAAUGCUAUUAUUUGAUAUUUUAAGUGUUCAAAAUUCAGUUUAUAACUGUGAACUAACCCACAGAUUUCUUUUUGAGGACUCACCAGAAACUGGGGAAUAUUUAUGGUUCUGAACUAUAAAACUGAGUAUGAAGUCAAGAAUAUAAAAAGGAUUUAAAAAGCUACAUACUAGACUUUUGAGUUCAGCUUUUAAAUAUAGUUUUAAAAUUAACAAAUAGUCAUCAGUCACCCUAACAUAUCCCUUUGCAUGCAUGCCAUCAGAUGAGACCUGGAGAUGACCCAGGACAUACAUUUGGUCAGCCGUUUCCUUUGUAGUACUGACUAGUUAGGUAAAGUAGUGCCCUGUCUUCCAGAAGAGAAUGUUCAAGUGCUAGAACAGCCCAAUAUUCGGCCAAAUAGCUCCACAGGCUGCAUGAAAUUUAAAUCUGGAAAACAAGGAAGAUGAAUCUGAUCAAAGGCCAGUUUGUCUCUAAUUUUCUUCUGCCCUUGACUCAAGCACCCACAAAAGAAUGGUGUUCUUUUUGCUCACUGUGGUUCAAUCCCAGUUCUACCUAUAAUCCUUCCUUAAUAAGUAAGGCAACUGGCAUUCCCAUAUAUGAUGGAAGCAGUCAAAAUUCAUCAGAAGUAAAGAAAAUAGGCCUACCUUUCUACAUGAGAUUUGUUGGAAUCAACAUUUACUAUAUUAGAUACCAGAAGAAAGUUUGAAUAUCCAUGUCAUUAAUACUUUAAUAAGUAUAUGCAUUUAUAUGUAUGUAUAUAAAUAUAUGUAAUCUAUCUUGUUCUAUGGUAUGCAUUUAUUGUUAGUUAAUUAUGAGAUUUAUUGUUGUUUUACACUUCUUUCUUUUUUAUUAGCAUGUUGAAAGUAAUAUUUGUUUAUAGUGAUUUUUAUAUUAUACCAGAAGCUUUGUUCUUAAAACAAACCAUGGAAAACAGCUUGGUUGUGACUAAAAUAUGAUAUUCAUUGGCAAAGUUUUGCUGAAGGUCACUUCGUUCCUAACUAUGAGUUUCAAAAUUCACAUUAACUCAGAAGAAAUAAAUGAUAACAGAGAUGGAAAAAAGAAAAACCAUGAAUGGAGUUGUGUCUGCAUCAGCCACAUGAAAACUUCUUCUAUUUCACUUCUGCUGGACCCCUUGGAAAGUUUUGUUUAAAGCAUAAUGAAACGAGGACUCUGAAGAUGAAAAAUAACUGGAACUUAUUGAUUUCUGUUGAACAUGUCUGAAAAUUGGCAGUGUCUAUAUUACUCUUAUUUACUCUUGCUUGAAACAAAUAUCAAACAUAUUUGUCAAAAGACAUCAGGUCUCAUUUUCUACAUUUCUGCUUUGUGGUGGAAGAGCAUGGCACUGGAAGCCAAGAUGCCUGCAUGUGAACCUGGUCUCUUUUAACCUGGUCUUGUUUAACUUAACAAAGUUAACAUAACUUUGAGUGAAAUUUGUAAGCCUAAAACCUUAACUUUCUCAGAUGUAAGAUAAGAAUGAUACUUGUUUUGCUUUCUUGUGAACAUUUGAAGGAUUCAAAGAUGGUUAGAUAUGCUAAAAUUGUAUCCUAAAACAUAUACAGUAAGAUGCCACUUUAAAGUAUUUAUCCCUUCUCAGCCUUUUGGCUAAGAUCAAGUGUAAAGUAUUUAUAGGAGAGUUGUUAAAUAUGCUAAUUCAUAUUUAUUAUAUCCAUUUUUAAUUUUGAAAGAAUUUGAACAAGACAUUGCCACAGUUAAAUUCUAGUGCAUAUAAUCAUGUUGCUCAUUUAUUCCUAUGUCCAAACUUUUGUUUGUAUUUGCCGUUCCACUCACAUAUGUACCUACGUGUACCAUAUCAAUAUGGCACAGAACUUCAGUCACCUGCAAACUCACAAUGAAUGUAUUGUUCUUUUUUGAAUUAUGUCUUUAUAGCCUAUACCAUACAACUUACUUCUUACUACUUUCUCCAGUUUCUCCAUGUGUAUUAGUAUUUUCUC
Mus pahari (shrew mouse) is the source of this 3564-nucleotide messenger RNA. RefSeq names its product cysteinyl leukotriene receptor 1 (gene Cysltr1). Gene Ontology annotation, biological process: G protein-coupled receptor signaling pathway. NCBI's taxonomy places the organism in Eukaryota, Metazoa, Chordata, Mammalia, Rodentia, Muridae. The record is from RefSeq and is a predicted model, not a curated record. Gene Ontology annotation, molecular function: leukotriene receptor activity. Gene Ontology annotation, cellular component: plasma membrane. The transcript has 2 exons. The coding region runs from base 474 to 1493 and encodes 339 amino acids.